AUGUCGAAACUACCGUGGUUUACAGAAUGUUCGAAUCCUACAUAUAGACCAGACAUCGAUGGUUUGCGAGGUGUUGCCAUUCUAGCCGUACUCGCAUUUCAUGUCUUCCCGAAUUGCUUACCUGGUGGUUACGUCGGUGUGGACAUAUUUUUUGUCGUGUCUGGGUACUUGAUCACUUCUAUCAUUGACAACGAGAUCGACACAAAUUCCUUCAGUUUUCUUCAAUUCUAUUGUCGUCGCAUCAGAAGACUUUACCCAUCAUUAAUCUUAGUGCUGAUUGCUUGCUACGCAGUCGGUUGGCAUUUCUUAUGUCCUGCAGACUUUGGAAACUUGAACGCGUAUAUUUUCUCUGGUGCAUUCUUCUUCGCGAACUUUCUGGCAAACAAAGACACUCAAUACUUUAAUGGACAAUCCGAUGCUAAGCCUCUUCUGCAUCUCUGGUCAUUAGGCAUCGAAGAGCAAUUUUACAUUAUUUGGCCAGUGAUAGUCUAUAUUGCAAGAAAGAUUAAAUUAAACGUACAAUUAUUGACAAUCGUCCUAGCACUGAUUUCGUUCGCUAUUAACAUCAAUCAAAUUAGAACAGAUAUAGUUCAAACUUUCUUCUGGCCGACGAGUCGUUUCUGGGAAUUGCUGAUUGGGGCGCAGCUCUCCUUUGUAUCAAAAUCUUCUGAUAGUUAUUGCUCUAAUAGUAACAGAGCUAUUGCGUGUAACACAAUAUCGAUUGUGGGAAUUCUUCUCACUUUCUUACCUAUGUACCUGCUCGGAAAAAAAUCAGCGUUUCCCGGAUGGUGGGCAUUGGCUCCAACAACAGGGACAGCAUUUCUCAUAUUAGUCGGACCAGCAUGCUGGAUUAAUCAAAAGAUCCUUUCGACACACGUAUUGGUAGCGAUCGGACUGAUUAGCUAUCCUCUAUAUCUGUAUCAUUGGCCGUUACUUGUCUUUGUACACGUCUAUGCUGAACAAUCAAUAUCCAUUGAUAAACUCAUCCUAGUGGUUGUAUUUAGCUUCGCUUUUGCGUGGCUCGCAUACUGGUUCAUUGAAAGAGCCUUUCGUACAACACGUUUAUCGAAUUUAAACCAUCUUUACUUAAUUGCAAUUAUGUCGAUGAUAGGUUUUGUCGCACUUCUGACUUAUCAUUAUGAUGGACUGCCAAACCGAUUCUCUCCAUAUGUAAGAAGCAUGACUUAUUUGACUGAGAAUUAUUUUCGUCGACAUAUGACCGCUUACGGAGUACCUGGCUCCUUCAUCAGCCCCAGGCAAGGUAUGGACAAGUUUGGUACCACUACGUUUAACAUGGGAAAACCUGCUUCGACGGCAGUAGUAUUGUGGGGCGAUUCACAUGCUGCUCAUCUUCGUCCAGGCAUACUGGCACAAGAGAUUGAGCUUCGAUUUACACAACUGACAGCCAGCGAAUGUCCACCUAUCUACGGUUAUGAUAGAGGUGAUAUACCCUUAUGCAAACAGAUUAAUAACAAUAUUUUUCGAAUAAUCGCAUCUCAGAAGCCAAAUGUAGUCUUACUAGUGGCAAACUGGGUUUUAUAUCCUUGGCAAAGUGUUGGCGAAACCAUUGCACAAUUACGCAAUGCAAGCAUAAAAAAUAUUUAUCUGAUUGGACCGAUGCCUGAGUGGUCUAAAGGAUUGCCUAGGGUUUUAUGCGAUUAUAACUCUCGGAUUUCUCAGAAUAAAAUACCUUUUCGUCUAACGUACGGCCUAAAUCCCUACCAGAAGCAAUUAGACAACCAGAUGGAGACGUUCGCCAACAGUAUUGGCGUUGAAUACAUCUCUCAAUACAAGAUACUAUGCAAUUCUGAUGGGUGUUUGGUCAGAACUGGAGAAAGCAUCUCCACAAUAACUGUAUAUGAUUUGACUCACUUAACUAUUGCUGGAUCUCAGUUCGUUGUAAGUCAAUUUCCAAAAAACCUUUUUCGUGCACAAUGA
Messenger RNA from Adineta ricciae, 1938 nucleotides. The record is from the annotation of a GenBank genome assembly. NCBI's taxonomy places the organism in Eukaryota, Metazoa, Rotifera, Eurotatoria, Adinetida, Adinetidae.